AUAUACUCACUUUAAUCAAUAUUUUUUUGUUUAGCAGCUUACACAAACAAGAUACGUAAGGUUAUUUCUCUUGCAGUCAAGUUACCAAGGUACAAUGGGAGAUACACAAGAUGUGAAAGCUAAAGGUCAAUAUAAACAAUGGUCUGAGCCUGAACACAAGUUGUUAUUGCGGCUGCUAGUGGACGCAGUUAAUCAAGGUUUUCGUGAUGCUAAUGGCAAAUUCAACAAACUGACGGUGGAAAGAAGAAUAUUACCAUCUCUAAAUAAACAGCUUGGAACAAAUAAAAGUUACAACGAGUACAAAAAUAGGCUCAAGAACUUGAAAGGUAAGUACAAUAGCUUGAAAGAUUUACUUCGUUUUAGUUCAGGAUUUGGGUGGGAUCCUGAAACGAAGAAGUUCACAGCUACAGAUGAAGUAUGGAAUGGCUUUUUGGAGGCUCAUCCACUUAAAAAAAAUUUACGUGAUGAUACAUUUGAAGAUUUUGAGGACUUCAGAAUUAUAUUUGAAUCUAUUACAGCAAGUGGACAGAAUGCUGUGGGUUUAGGCGAUCCAAUUGAUGGAGGUCCUAAUCAAAUUGGAGACACUGAUGCGAUAAAUGAAUCAAGUCGUGUCCAGAUGGUGAAUGAUCUAGAGGGCAUACCAUACGAUGAAAGAUCAGUCCAUGAAGUUUUCUCUUCACUAGAGAAUAGUAGGUUAGAAAAGCUUCCUCCACGUAAGAAAGCUAGAACUGAUGCAUGUAAUUCAAACAAAGCUUCUGAUGAAGUGGAUACGGUAGAAGAAUUUGGUCAUCAGAUUUUUGGCAUGAUACAGAGAAGAUGGGAAAAGGAAAUUGAAGAAAAGGAAGCUGAUGACAAAGCUAAUAAUGUGUGGGAUGCUAUCAAAGAAAUUCCUGAUUUGACUGACGAUAUGCGUUAUGAAGCUAUGACAUUGAGUUUUAAUGAUGGAUCGUAUUGUACAAGAAAGUGA
Molecule: messenger RNA, 967 nt
Organism: Capsella rubella
Lineage: Eukaryota; Viridiplantae; Streptophyta; Magnoliopsida; Brassicales; Brassicaceae
Exons: 4
Coding region: 95-967 (290 amino acids)
Source: RefSeq, a predicted model, not a curated record